UUGGGCAAGGCGGGGUGACUGACGCUUUACCCAUCCAAUAGUAGAGAGAGCAGCAUCCCGUGGGCGGGACUUCCGGCCCGGGGUUGUUAUGGCGGUACUCUGAAGGUCUUCUCUGCUCUGGCGGAUGGAUGUAUGAACGGACGGUGGGCCCAGCCAUGUUCCCCGAGUUAAUGAUUCUCCCGGAGGAGGGAGAGCGCCAGCAAAGGCCACACUCAGCAGAAACCUUGGCAAGCGGCUGCCACUCACCAGCCGCCGGACAGCUGCAGCCACCGCUGGGCCCCUGGGUGUAGCCCCAAGUGCCAGCCCUUCUCUCGCAUUUGCUCCUGGGAACCGAGUCUCUCCCAAGGCAGACGCAGCGCCCCGUCCUCCGCAGAGAGACCCAGCUCCGGAGCCACGAUGGCGGGAAAGGGCUACGGCUAUUACCGGCUGGUGAUCUUCACCGCCAUGUACGUCGGGUACACCUUGUACUACUUCAACCGGAAAACCUUCUCCUUCGUCAUGCCUUCGGUCAUGGAAGAGAUCGAGCUGGACAAGGACGACUUGGGGCUAAUCACCAGCAGCCAGUCGGCCGCCUACGCCAUCAGCAAGUUCAUCAGCGGGGUCCUCUCCGACCAGAUGAGCGCCCGCUGGCUCUUCUCCUCCGGCCUCCUCUUGGUGGGCCUGGUCAACGUGGUCUUCUCCUGGAGCUCGACCGUGGCGCUCUUUGCGGGGCUGUGGUUCCUCAACGGCCUGGCCCAGGGCCUGGGGUGGCCCCCCUGCGGAAAGGUCCUGCGCAAGUGGUUUGAGCCCUCCCAGUUUGGGACCUGGUGGGCCGUCCUCUCCACCAGCAUGAACCUGGCCGGGGGGCUGGGCCCGCUUGUGGCGGCCCUGAUGGCGCUGCGCUACGACUGGCGCACCACCCUGGCCCUCUCGGGCGCGCUCUGCGUGGUCGCCUCCGCCGUCUGCCUGCUCCUGAUCAAGAACGAGCCCUCGGACGUGGGGCUGCCCAACAUUGAGCCCGGCCCCAAGAAGGGCAAGAAGGGUGCCUCCGCGGGCGACAGCACCCUGGCGGAGCUGCUGCUCUCCCCGUACCUCUGGGUCCUCUCAACCGGCUACCUGGUGGUCUUUGGCGUCAAGACCUGCUGCACAGACUGGGGCCAGCUCUUCCUCAUCCAGGAGAGAGGGCAGUCGGCGCUUGUGGGAAGUUCCUACAUGAGUGCUUUGGAAGUCGGGGGCCUGGUUGGAAGCAUUGCAGCAGGCUACCUCUCAGACCGGGCCGUGGCACGCGUGGGCCUGUCCGUCUACGGAAACCCCCGGCACGCCCUCCUGCUCGUCAUGAUGGCAGGCAUGUCGGCCUCGAUGUACCUCUUCCGGGUCACUGUCACAGGCAGCUCUCCCAAGGACAGCAGCGACCCUUGGAUUGUAGCCCUCCACCCUCUUGCUAACCUUGUGGGCUUAACAGAACACGAGGUCUGGAUCCUGCUCUUAGGAGCCGUCUUUGGGUUUUGCUCUUACGGACCAAUCGCACUGUUUGGAGUCAUCGCCAACGAAAGCGCGCCCUCGAACCUGUGUGGGACCUCUCACGCCAUUGUCGCCCUGAUGGCAAAUGUCGGGGGCUUCCUGGCGGGGCUGCCUUUCAGCACCAUUGCCAAGCACUACAGCUGGGGCACGGCCUUCUGGGUGGCGGAGGUGACCUGCACGGCCAGCACCCUGGCCUUCUUCCUCCUGAGGAACAUCCGCACCAAGAUGGGCCGCCUCCCGAAGAAGGCCGACUGAAGCGCGGCCACGGCCGUCAUCGCUUUCCUGCUGCAGUCGUGGGACUUUAGAAGCAUCCUGACGCCAGAGGCAGGGCUAGCCACGAAUACUGCAACACCGCUUUCAUCCUCUGGCCAGAUGUCCAUUUCCUGCUUCUAAAACAACGUACCGAGCCAAUCAUGUUUUGGACUUAACGGCUAGGCCACAAAGUGGUUUUCUCCCUUGUCCUGAGCUGCCACGUCCGGAGAGAGGCCACUCAAGAGCCCUUUUGUCGCUCUCGUCUGGAAUGCAGCACCAGAGCCUCCUCACCAGCAAAGCGUCAAGACGCUUCCCUCCUUGUGUUCCAAGUUGCUGCCACUGAGCCGUAUUUGAAUUCACGUUAACCACAGAAGAGAGAAACGUGGUGUCCUGUGACUCUCCGGUUGUAGCUAUGAGGAUGUGGGACAGGCUUAUACAGUCAGAAAUGAAGCCACGCCGACGAUUUCACCAGAAGUAUCACUGCCUCCCUUUAAUCACCCUCCUAGGAGACACCCUAGACCAGGACUCUAAAACCUGUGGCCUUCCAUGUGUUUUGGACUUCAGUUCCCAGAAUUCCUGACCAUUUAACAAGCUGGAAAGAGAGGCUUCUGGGGGUUGGAGGCCUAAACACUUGGAGGGCCGUAGGUUGAAGACAAUCAUGCAGCUAUGAACGCCCAGACUGGCAAAAUAUUUGAAUAAGGUUUCAAACUGUGAUGAUUGUAAUGGGACUGAAAUAAAGGACGAUGCCAUAAA
Anolis carolinensis (green anole) is the source of this 2505-nucleotide messenger RNA. RefSeq names its product solute carrier family 37 member 4 (gene slc37a4). Bases 397 to 1755 code for a protein of 452 amino acids. Gene Ontology annotation, cellular component: endoplasmic reticulum membrane. NCBI's taxonomy places the organism in Eukaryota, Metazoa, Chordata, Lepidosauria, Squamata, Anolidae. The record is from RefSeq and is a predicted model, not a curated record. Gene Ontology annotation, biological process: glucose-6-phosphate transport; phosphate ion transmembrane transport. The transcript has 10 exons. Gene Ontology annotation, molecular function: glucose 6-phosphate:phosphate antiporter activity.